CUAAAGUAGCCGCUUAAAAGGAUGUUGGAUGAAUGUUAAGAAUAUAACUAUGACAUAUACUACUGUUCCUAAUUUACAUUAAUGAUAUUGACACCAAUACAUACAGCAAACUGGUUAAAUUUGGGGAUGACACCAAGGUGGGUGGUGUAGCAGAAAUUGAACUAAGAGCACAGAGGCUACAACGGGAUCUGGAUUUAAUUAGUGACUGGGCUGAUACCUGGCAGAUGAAAUUUAACAUAGAUAAAUGUAAGGUAAUCCAUGCAGGGAGCAGAAAUAUAAAGUACAGGUAUUUUAUGGGUUCCACUGACAUAAAGGUAGCUGAUUAUGAGAAAGACCUCUGUGUGUAUGUUGAUGCUUCUAUGUCCCACUCUCACCAGUUUGGGCAAGCAAUUAAAAUGACCAAUAGCAUGUUGGGUUGCAUCUCUAGGUGUGUGAAGUUUAAGACAAGGCAGGUGAUGCUACAAUUAUACAAUUCCUUGGUAAGACCCCAACUAGAAUCAGCUAGAAUAUUGUGUGCAGGUUUGGUCACCAUACCUUAAAAAGGUCAUUGCUGCAUUGGAAAGGGUGCAAUGUAGGGCUACGAGAAUGAUUUCUGGUCUUAGAGGAAUGUCUUAUGAGGAGAGGUUAGCUGAGCUGAAUCUGUUUAGCCUCGAGCAAAGGAGACUAAGGGGGGACAUAAUCCAGGUAUAUAAGAUUCUAACAGGUCUGGAUGCUGUUCAGCCAAAUGGCUGCUUCAAUACUGUAACUGUAAGUGGAAAUUAACGGGAGAACAUUUUAGAACGAAUUUGAGAAAACACUUCUUUACACAGCGUGUAGUUAGAGUACGGAAUAGUCUUCCUGUUCAAGUAGUGCAGGCUAAAACCCUGGGUUCCUUUAAAUCAGAGCUAGAUAAGACUUUAACAAUUCUGAGCUAUUAGUAAAGUUCUCCCCAAACGAGCUUGAUGGGUUGAAUGGCCCCCUCUCCUUUGUAAAUUUAUUAUGUGCUUAUGAAAGUUGUGGGGGGCGGCAUGGUGGUGCAGUGGUUAGCACUGCUGCCUCACACCUCUGGGACCCGGGUUCGAGUCUCCGCCUGGGUCACAUGUGUGUGGAGUUUGCAUGUUCUCCCCAUGUUGUCGUGGGGUUUCCUCCGGGUACUCCGGUUUCCCCCCACAGUCCAAAAACAUGCUGAGGCUAAUUGGCGUCGCUGAAUUGCCCAUAGGUGUGCAUGUGUGGGUGACUGGUGUGUGAGUGUGCCCUGCGAUGGGCUGGCCCCCCAUCCUGGGUUGUUCCCUGCCUCGUGCCCAUUGCUUCCGGGAUAGGCUCCGGACCCCCCGCGACCCAAUAGGAUAAGCGGUUUGGAAAAUGGAUGGAUGGAUGGAUGGAUGGAUGGAUGGAUGAAAGUUGUGGUAAUAUUCUUGUCUAUUGGUAUAAUGUAUAUAUAAUUACAAUUGUGUAUAUAUAAUAACUAUUACAAAUGGUACUAAUAAAAUAUUAAUCUGAAGUGGCUGCAAAGAAAAGGUUAAAGAUAUGUGUCUGUGAAAUUUGGUGAUUGUUGGUGGCUGUUUUGGUACAUUAAGUUACAUUAAGCCUUUUCCUUUUAAUGGGUGUCAAUGGAGGGGAAAACGCUUAACGUAAGAUAAAGUCCAUAUUCCUAGCAUUUCGGUUUUCAGUUUUUGUCACGUGAAAGUCUUUAUGACCAGAUAUAAGUGUGAGAAAUUUGGUGAUUAUUGGUGGCUGUUUUGGCAUGUUAUGUUACAUUAAGCUUUUUCACAUUAAACAUUUUAUAAUGUCCCCCGGACGGACCCCCGCUGGACGUUUAUGCACUAGCUUGCAUUCAUCUAUAUGUUUUUUAUUAUUCCUUAAAAAUGUAAUUAAAAUAACACAUUAAUAAAUACAUGUAAUGUAUUUUUAUUCUAUUAAAGUUUAACGGCAACCCUUAUCUCCCAAAUCAUAUGACCCCUAUUGGCAACACGUGGCAUAAGCAUGUAUACCACCAUAUAUAUGGAUAUAACCCCUCAACCAAUCAGAAUAAGGUAUACGCCCCCUCCCACCUAUGACAUCAGAAGCAGAGCCAAAUUAAGCUCCGCCCAUUGUACCACAUAAUAUAUCUUCCGUCCAUGGGCAUAGGUUGGCCUACAUAAAUCAAUAGAACCUGUGCAUUUUUUAUGUUGAACUUAUUUUUAUCAAUUCAGCUAAAGAUGUGUAUUCACCUUCAUAUUAAUAGAUAUUAUUAAUAUGUAAGUCGCUCUGGCUAAGGGCGUCUGCCAAAUCCUGUAAAUGUAAAUGUAAAUAGAUUUGAACAUAGAAGUGUACCCUUUUAUAAAAUUUUAUUUUACUAAUUGUGAAUAGGAUAAGCGGUCGAUGGAUUGACUGCACAGACUAAAAAUAGCUGCACGGCUGGCUUUUGCCUAGGUCUGCUGUAAACUGCCAGCUGUACUGUACAGCAACUUCUUUUUCUUUUUUUUACUGUGUAAUAGGUAGACUAUGUUCAUGAGAGCAUGAGCAAUUAGCAAGGAUGAAAUAUUAACCACUGUUUACUCAAUGCGUGAACAAUACAAAAUUAAUAUAUGUAGUGGCAGGAAAAAAUGAGGUGUUGUGAUAUCAUUCUCAAGGAUACGAAACUCAUUUAAUCAUUUAAACCUUUAAUAUUAAUGCUGCUUCCUUAAUAAAUAUGAUUAGCAUUUUGGCGAUUAGUUUUUUUUUUUCAUAAAGAAGAAUAAACUCUUCCUCAAGAGUGCCUCUCUAAAUAAUGCUUAAUUAGAGAUCACAAUAAUAUCUCAACGGAAUAUAGAAAACAACACGUGGAAGCGCUCUUAUGACGGACACAGUCUAAAGGUCGUUUGUGCAACAGUAGUAGCUGUUAGAACGGCAUGACCGGUCAUCCAGGGCAUAAACACUUACCCGCUGUUAUUUUCAAGUGUUGUUCCUUUAGGCAUUGUUUGCUAUCAUUAUUGAAAGUUUGAUCGUUAGUUAUGAAGAUUUUAAAAUAAAAUUAAAACUUUUAUUCUAUUCUAAUUGAUUUUUUUUAAAAUAACCACUCUAUUGAAAACAUUCAUAUCGUGUCUCUACACCAUGGAUAAAGACCUUGUGUAUGCUUUGAGCCACAAGUCACCAGAAGAUUCUGCACGGCACAAUAUGAUGCAGUUCUGGCUGGAGCACUCUCAGGAAGCCACCAUGCAGGAGAUGAUGCUGGACUCCAAUGCCGAGUUACUUAGUGAGCUGGAGUUGCCUGAGAUCCUGUCACUUCUCCCUAAUAUAGAGGGCACCAACAUACUUGAGCUGGGAGCUGGAAUUGGGAGGUACACGCAGCACUUUGUGAAGAAAGCUCACCAUGUAACAGCAGUGGACUUCAUGAAAAGUUUCGUGGAAAAGAAUAAGCAAGAAAACAGUAAACAUGGCAACGCUGAAUUCAUUCAUUCUGAUGUCACUCAGUUGAAACUUUCUAAAAAUAGUUUCGAUUUGAUCUUUUCUAAUUGGCUGAUGAUGUACCUGACUGACGAGGAACUUCUGUCUCUAACUGAAAGCAUGUUGAGCUGGCUUCAGCCAGGAGGAUGCCUCUUUUUUAGGGAGUCCUGCUUCCACCAGUCAGGAGAUCGCAGGAGAGAUUUUAAUCCCACUCAGUAUCGUACACCUGCCCAUUACAACCGCUUGAUGACUUCAGCUAUUUGGCAGGAAAUGGAAACAAAGCAAACAUUUGGUUUUGAUAUUGUCAUGUCAAAGGCAGUCCAGACCUAUAUCCAGGUGAAAAAAAAUCAGAAUCAGGUUUCUUGGCUGCUGCAGAAGGCCCCACGUAAUACAAUCGGCCAUCAGGGGUACAACACUUUCCAGCAGUUCCUGGACAACCAACAGUACACACAGCGUGGCAUCUUGAGAUAUGAGAUGAUCUUUGGACCUGGAUAUGUCAGCACAGGAGGGCUGAGAACCACCAAGGAAUUUGUUGACCUCCUGAAUUUAUCAUCUGGCCAAAAAGUUCUUGAUGUAGGAUGCGGAAUCGGGGGUGGGGAUUUCUACAUGGCAAAGAGGUUUGGUGUGGAAGUUCUUGGCAUGGAUUUGUCAUCAAAUAUGAUAGAAAUUGCAAUGGAGAGAGCCGUUAAGGAGAACGUACCCUUGGUGCAAUUUGAGCUUGGAGAUGCCACCAAGAGAAGCUUCCCUGAGAGUUCAUUUGAUGUUAUUUAUAGCAGGGAUACAAUACUUCAUAUUUCUGAUAAGUUGGACCUUUUCAGGAAGUUCUAUUUGUGGUUAAAGCCUGGAGGAAAGAUACUAGUUACUGACUACUGCUGUGGAGAGAAGCCAUGGUCACCCGAAUUUCAGGAGUAUGUCAGACAAAGGGGCUACUGCCUUCUCACUCCAGAAAAAUAUGGACAGAUGAUUGAGCAAGCAGGGUUUAUUCGAGCGUGUGUGGAGGACAGGACCAGCCAGUUCAUUCAGGUGAUCAAGAGGGAACUGAAAAGAGCAGAAGACAUCAAGGAAGAGUUCAUACAGGAGUUUUCUGAAGAGGAGUACAACACCAUAACAAGUGGCUGGAGACUGAAGAUUCAGCGUUGUGAAAGAGGAGAUCACCGCUGGGGUCUUUUCUACGCUGAACGAAAUGGAGAGAGUUGAAAUCGGAUGAUUCAAAUAUUAAUAAUAACACAUCAAUAUAUAGUUGUAAAUUAAAAUGACCAGUAAAAUGUGUUGAAAUGUGUGAAAAUAAGAGUUAGAAUUGCAUUUAUGUUUAGUGGGAAAAUAAGCAAAUGAUCAUUUCUCAAGGCAUUUGUAAUUUAACACUAACAUGUAGCAUUUAGUACAGUGCUGUUAUUUUCCCUCAUACAACACAAAAUACAUUAUUUUACCUUUAGUGUUAUUAAUCACAUCUUUGAUCAUAUUGGUUAAUUUGCAUCACAUAAGUAAAAUAUUUUGAUGAAACUACUGUCUUUGGUGAAACAAUAUCUAAAAUGUUUCGAUUUCUUUUAUGGGGUUCAAAGAAAUGUACUGAUGUUUUUUGCAGCAAAAUUACAAAAAACAUUUUUACUACCUAUGUUUUUUUUGUUUUCACAAUUUUAAUAUGACAGUAUUCAUGUAUAGCAUUAUUUGUUGAUUGUAAACUUGAGAUUUGCAUUUUGCAUGGGUUUUCAUGGUAUUAUCACUAAGCUUAAAGUGGAAUUGUUGUUAAGAUUUGUUAUAGUUAGGGUGGUCGCUUUAGCCGGAUGUAAUUGCUGACGAUUUGGCAUGACCCUGGAUCUGUCGGUUUUUCGAAAUUCUUGUUGGAUGUGUAAAUCCUCAAACAUGCUCGGAGCAGGUUUGUUCCACCUAAACAAGGAUUAGCUCACACACGUAAUCAGUGUCCGUGCAUUGAAAUCCGAUCAGUCUUGGUUUUGCCAUUCAUGGAUGAUCAAUCAAUUGCAAUCGGUGCUCAGAUAAUAAGAAAGGAAUUUCACUCGCCAAAUUUUCUGGCGUGUACCAAGACUUUCGAAGUCACAUGCACGCGCAUAUAUAUAUAUAUAUAUAUAAGUGCGUGUUAUCGCGGUAAAUAUCUGAGUUACUUCGUAAAACAUUAAAUUCAUAUAAAUGAAGAAA
Molecule: messenger RNA, 5535 nt
Organism: Brienomyrus brachyistius
Lineage: Eukaryota; Metazoa; Chordata; Actinopteri; Osteoglossiformes; Mormyridae
Gene: pmt
Product: phosphoethanolamine methyltransferase
Exons: 13
Coding region: 3052-4581 (509 amino acids)
Source: RefSeq, a predicted model, not a curated record